AUACAUACAUGAAGAUUGGGAAGAGUAGACACAUAGAGGCCAGUGGACAUAUAGGACCAAAUUUUUGGACUAUUGAUGUUCUCUGGUGCUGUUAUAACACUUUUCCUGCUGGACCUCCUCUCAACUGGCAUUGUGAGGCAUGCAAUCUCUGCCAAGUAUGGAAGGUUUGGUGGGUUUCUGAGCAUGAUGUGUGGUCCCUGCUGAUAGGCAUUCCUACACUUGACUUUUCUGAUUAGUUUGUGCCUUCUACUACCACAGUUGAGUUCAUUGGAAAUGAGUUUAUAAUCAAUAAUCAGGUUAAGGAAAAUCCUUAGAACUUUGGCUUUUUUCUUUCCUAUGAGGAGACUUUAUGAGUUUUCAGAACCUUGGUGCCUUCUAGUUCUAACUCAACCAUCUUUAGGGAGUGGAGUGGAGGUUUGGAUCAGUUACUUGCCUAUCAGUUGAAGUUAACUACCUUACUUAUGUUCCAAUUGCUUCUAUUGAAUCAGUUAAUCAAAGGUGUUAAAGUAAGCAAAAUACAUAUGCAAUUUGGUAGGAGUGAAAGUCAUUGAGUGAAAUCAAAUGCUGAACUAGAAGUAUUUGGGAUUAGCCAAAGUGCCUUUUACUAGAGUCUACUUAAAAGAGCUGGCCAGAUUUGAGUAUUUGACUAAGUCUAGGGCAGGGGUACUAGGAGUUCUAGGUAAGUCUCUAUGAGGGAAUUGCUUGUCUGGGAAAAGCCUCUGUCUCUUUCUAUCUUUCUUUGAAUUUCAAAAGAUUGGAUGAUAUGAAGUUCUCAGGUAUCCUAGCUGUGUUCCUGGAAUACCAGUUGCUAUUAGUAUCUUCCUCAGAAGCUGUGGAAAAACAGAUUCUUUGGGAAAAAACUUUACAAGGAGCCUGGCAGAAAGCUGUUCAUCCUUCCUCAGAUGAUCUUACUGUGGAUUCCACAAAUGGAAGAAAAAGUCUCCUAACCUUCAAGAGUUGAGUGGCCUUGAGGAGCAGCCCAAGAAGAGUUUUUUGAGUCAUAGAUAUCUCUGGAGUGCCUAUUUUAAAAAAAAAGUCUGCAACAAAGUUAUACGAGUUCAGAUGGCUCUAGAAUCCAGAGAGACUGCAGCACUGAAUCCCCAGAAGCCAACAGGAAAAGAGGGACUUCAAGUAAUAAAGAUAGAGAAAGAAGAGGAUCAUAUAUGGGGGAAGAAAGGUAGCCACAAGAAGAACAGCCCUCCUAGAGAGAUCUUCCGCCUGAGGUUCAGGCAGUUUGACUACAGUGACACGCCUGGACCCCGAGAGGCUCUCAGCAAACUCCGGGAACUUUGCCAUCAGUGGCUAAGACCAGAGGUACACACGAAGGAGCAGAUUCUAGAGCUGCUGAUUCUAGAACAAUUCUUGACCAUUUUGCCGGAGGAUCUGCAGAGCUGGGUGAGAGAUCAGCAUCCAGAGAGUGGAGAGGAGGUGGUAACUGUGCUGGAAGAUUUGGAGAGAGAACUUGGUGAACCAGAAUGUCAGGUGACUGCUUUACAAGACCAAACAUCGCAUUAUCUUCAAGUUGCAUCAAGUGUGCAGAAAGAGGCAGGAGCCUGGGAGAAGAUGGAACCCUUAAGAGAAGUACAGGAUGCACUAAAUGUCCAGCUUCAGCCUAUGAAUACCCAGAUCAAGUGUGGGUCUCCAGAGCCCGAGUUCCCACAAGAAAGAGAUUUUGAAACUUAUACCAAAUGGUCCCUUCCAAAGCAGGAAUUUUCUGAAGAAGGGGAAUCACAGGAGAGGAUAUCUGGAACCCUCCCAAUGGAUGUUUCCAAGAGAACCAAGAUUGGAGAAGCUUUUGAAUGUGAAGGUACUUUGGACACGCAGCAAUCCCUUUCCCGGGAUGGAAAUUUUAUGGUAACAACCUUCUCUUCUGGAAAAAUUCCCUUAGGAGAGAAUGGCCAUAAAUAUGAGUGUCUGACUAGUUGCCGGAUGAACUCAGAUCUGGUUAUACAUACAGCAGAGAAACCCUAUAUAUCUGCUACAAAUGACCAAAACUUUAAACAGAAUUCAUCUUCUAAUGUGAAUCAAAAAGAUCCAGCUUUCAAGAAGCCUUAUGAAUGUAAUGAAUGUGAGAAAACCUUUAAACAGAACUCGGGUCUUAGAAAACAUCAAAGAAUUCAUAUGGGAGUGAAACCCUACAAAUGUACUCAAUGUGGGAAAGCAUUUAGACAAAGUUCUGAUCUUAGGAAGCAUCAAAGAAUUCAUACAGGAGAGAAACCCUAUUCAUGUGGUGAAUGUGGGAAAGCCUUCAGGGGAAGCUCAGACCUUAUUCAGCAUCAAAGAAUUCACACUGGAAAUAAACCCUAUGAAUGUAGUGAAUGUGGAGAAGCUUUUAGUAGGAGCUCACACCUUGUUCAACAUAGAAGAAUUCAUACUGGAGAAAAACCCUAUCACUGCAGGGAAUGUGGGAAAGCUUUCAGUCAGAUCUCUUCCCUUAUUCAACAUCAGAGAAUUCAUACUGGAGAGAAACCCUAUGGAUGUAAUGAAUGUGGAAGAGCCUUCUAUCACAGCUCUAAUCUUACUCAGCAUCAGAGAAUUCACACUGGAGAGAAGCCCUAUCAAUGCAGAGAAUGUGGGAAAGCCUUCAGGCAUACAUCUGGUCUUGUGACUCAUCAGAGAGUACACACCAGAGUUUAACCUUGUGCACAUUUUGAAUUGAGCAAUCUUUCUACAACUUGAUGUUACUGAAUAUCAGAAAAUGCAUCCUGCAAUCAAAAUCCCAAAAAAUAAUUGUGAGCUCCUCAAGGACAAAGCCUAUGUUUCUUACUGUGUAUGGCUGUCACCUGAGUUCCAUGUGCCUAUGAAACCUUUCCUAAGAUUUAUUUUAUUAUUGAAUAAUCUAUGUUUCUUGCUAUUUGGUAUUUACUGUUAUUUUUGUCAGUAGUUACCUUAUAAGGGGGGGUGUAUAGGAUUUUUGCCUUUUCAGAAGAAUGGAAUUCAUAUCCCAGGAAAAUGAAGGUUGCAUUUCAGAGGAUCAAGACAGGUUUUGGUGGUCAGUGCCCUCUCCUCAGGAUGUAUAAUAUAAAUGAUAACUGAGUUCUCUGAAAUGAAUUUGGGACAAUUUUUUAGUAAAGUCUAAGUUAGUUACUGGCCUAGAAGAUAAUAGGAUGCCAGCUAUUUAAGGUUCACAGUGAUUUUGACCUCUGUCUAGGAAAAGAGUGUGGCUCUUGAGGCAGAUAAAAAUAAUGUUCAGCAUAAUAAAUAGUCCUGAUAUUAGUUAUUGAUUACUAACUCCUUUUUUCCCUUAGCCAGAAAUUAUCUUAUAUCAUGAGGUUUCAGUCCUGAGAACCACAUCCCUCAGUCUACCUGGCCUAUUGGGACCUCUUACUUCCUUACUGGGCUUCUUCAGGGAAAGAGUGGUUAAGGUAUUUCCCAUUUUCUCUCAGGUUAAUGCUGAAUAAUCAUGAUUUAGAAGAGGAGUUUCUGGCUCAGUUCCAAAAAAAUAGGUACCCUGUCUAUGGAUAUUCUAGGCUUCAGCUCUAAGAAGGCAACUUCUUUGUCCCUGGAAAUCCUAGUUGUCCAUGGUACUGUGGGUUUGAAUUGUGUGACUUCAUUUUUUUUUCUUGAUUUGUGAUUCUAUAGACUUUUUAAUGCUAUGGUGUUAGAAAGACAUUUUUCUUUGUACCUUUUUUUGAUCAGUCAGUGCCCUAAAAGCUGUUGCUUCAGAGAAGUGGGUCUUAGGUGUGCUGUGUGUAUGGAUGCAUUGUGAGUACAUGUUUAUCUUUGUUGGCUACCCAGCAUUUUUUUCCUUUGUGGUCUCCUUUUCAUAGCUUACCAUCAGUAAUUAGCCUUAUCCUUACUCCGAACAAAGCAGAACUUGCUUUGGUAUGGGUAUGGUAUUACAUAGCUUGAAUUGUCUCCAAACAUCAGAAUAUGUUACUGCUUUUCAAUCCAUCCUGUUAGGGGGAUGUUGUCCUGAGAAUUUAGAAGAAGGUGCUGGUAACCGUAUCAGCAGAGCUCAGCUUGGACAAGCUCAAGGAUAGGCCACCAGUGUGGAUGCAUUGGCAACUGAUCAGUCCUGAACUCAGCUGUGGAGCAUCCCUUCCACUAACUUAGGGAAAUGGUAUCAUGGCCAUUUUGUGAUGGAGUAGUCAGCAGUCUCUGUAUGUAGAACUAGUUCUUAUAGGUCAGUUAAACAAUAACAUUAGCACUUGCCUAGGAUAUGAAAAUAUCAAGCAGAGGGCCAAAAUAAAAAUACUAAAAUACUAAAAGGGUUAUGACCCAUUCCUCAGUCACUAUAGAAUUCUUAUUCUAACAAUGAUGUUUUUGAUAGUGGGAUAUAGAGUUGCUGGUAGUUGGAGUAUAUAAUCAGGACUGUAAGGCCUAGGAUUGAGAUGGGAGGUAAGGCAGUUUAAUUCUAACAUCUAUUAAUCUAGCUCCUGGGCAUAAAAUGUUUUAAUAUGUAUUUUAUUUUCCCUUUUUGGUAAAUUUUUUAUUCAUUUUAAACUUAAAUGCAGAAUGAGAAAAGAAAAAAAGAACAUUUCCAUGUAUUCAGCAGAACAUAUGAGAAGAUUCAAUACAAAACAAUAAAUUUCCAUUUUAAGGAAGACUAAUAAAUACUACAGAUUGUUUUUAAAGUUACCCAGCUUUUCUCUGCCUCCAUGUAUGUAUUCUUUUGUUCUUUGUUGUACACUUUUUGUUUUAUUUUUUCUUAUUCUCCCCCACUAAAGAAGGCUUUAAUUCAACAUGGGUAUAUAUAAUGUGUAUAUGCACACACAUACAUAGAUUUAUCUAUAAACCUACACAUAUAUAUACAUAUGUGUGAGACUGUGCUAUGUAUAUUCCACUUGUCAUCUCUUUCUCUGGAGGUGGAUAGCAUUUUCCUUUAUAGAUCCAAGCCUUCCCAUGUUUUUUUCUAAAUCAACCAGUUCAUCAUUUCCUAUAUCACAGUAGUAUUUCAACACAAUAAGAAUCAUAUUUAAGAUCGUCCAUCCAACUUUUCCCUCCAAUUUUCUGUAUUCCUUCUGUUCUUGGUUACAUUGGUUUUAUUUACACAAGAAAAUUUUAAUUUAAAAUAAUGAAAAUACUCUCACCUUAUAACAUAGUUUAAGGUCUGAUACUACUGAAUUUCUUUCCUUUAUAUUUUUUUUUGUAUUUAGUAUUUUAUAUUUUUU
Messenger RNA from Sarcophilus harrisii (Tasmanian devil), 5114 nucleotides. RefSeq names its product zinc finger and SCAN domain-containing protein 30-like. NCBI's taxonomy places the organism in Eukaryota, Metazoa, Chordata, Mammalia, Dasyuromorphia, Dasyuridae. Bases 1063 to 2637 code for a protein of 524 amino acids. The transcript is spliced from 4 exons. The record is from RefSeq and is a predicted model, not a curated record.